This is a messenger RNA of Racocetra persica, 284 nucleotides long. Lineage: Eukaryota; Fungi; Glomeromycota; Glomeromycetes; Diversisporales; Gigasporaceae. The record is from the annotation of a GenBank genome assembly.
AAGUUACUCCUGCUUUUCAUCUAACCCAAUUGUUAGAAGAAAAGAUUUAUUCUGUUAAAAACCCAAACCUAAACGUAAACCUUGAACUUACCAAAGACCAACAUGAUCAAGCCAACCAACUCCUAAUGGAAAACAUUAAUAUUUUCUCAGAAAAUAUCUUAGAAGAUAGACAAUCCAAAGAAUUAGGACAAACUGAUAUUAUUUAUGUUUUCCAAAAACAAAUUCCAGUCUCUAAAAUUGAAAAUGAAGAAGUUAAAAUCUUCCAUUUAACUGCUAUGGAGGAU